AUGAUAGUGGGAAAGGAGUUGGCAGUCAAGAAGGAAGCUGCCAAGUCUUCAUCUUCGGGUGGGAAAACAAAAAAGAAGAAAUGGUCAAAAGGAAAAAUCAAGGAUAAAGCUAACAAUGCUAUCAUUCUUGAUACCGCCACAUAUGAGAAACUUCACAAGGAAGUUCCCCUAUAUAAACUAAUUACACCUUCCGUACUGGUUGAUCGUCACCGUGUGAAUGGAUCACUAGCACGAGCUAUAAUUCGAGAGUUCGAGGAGAAGGGACUGAUUCGGAAGAUUUCUACGCACGGAUCGCAAUUGAUUUAUAGUAUGUAUUGUUUUGAAAUACGUGGGAGAGAAGGGUAG
Paraglomus occultum is the source of this 345-nucleotide messenger RNA. Lineage: Eukaryota; Fungi; Glomeromycota; Glomeromycetes; Paraglomerales; Paraglomeraceae. The record is from the annotation of a GenBank genome assembly.